Molecule: messenger RNA, 1002 nt
Organism: Brugia malayi
Lineage: Eukaryota; Metazoa; Nematoda; Chromadorea; Rhabditida; Onchocercidae
Product: HMG box family protein
Exons: 10
Coding region: 1-1002 (333 amino acids)
Biological process (GO): anatomical structure morphogenesis; cell differentiation; regulation of DNA-templated transcription
Molecular function (GO): RNA polymerase II cis-regulatory region sequence-specific DNA binding; DNA-binding transcription factor activity, RNA polymerase II-specific
Source: RefSeq, a predicted model, not a curated record
AUGUCUGUGGAUGAGAGUCGCAGCUCGACCCCAUUGGUUUCCACUAGCGCAUCAUCUUCACCAGCGGCGUCAUCCUCACUACCCGACAGUCAAGGAACAUGCUUUAAUGGAUAUCAAAGCGGUAUUGGCGAAAAUGCUAGGGUGGAAAGUCCAUCGCAUGUUGUCAGUUUACCGAACAACAUUUAUAUGCAUCGAAUACAGUCCGCAUCACCUGCAGACGAUCACCAGUUCAUUAGAAGACCUCUGAAUGCUUAUAUGAUAUUCACAAAACAAGAACGAAAGAAAUUGCUGGCUUUGAAUCCAAAUAUGAAAAUGCAUGAAGCAAGCAGAAUUAUGGGUGAGAAGUGGAAAAAUAUGAGUGAAAAGGAAAAACGACAAUAUUUUGAGGCAUCCAAACAGAAUCGGUUAGAUCACAAAAAAGCUUUAAAAGAUAACCCGAAUUUGGUUUAUCACCCACAGCGGAAGAAAUUAUCCAAGAUCCUGAUGAAAACGGAUCCACCAAAUAUGACUGUUGAUACUGCACCGAGUACACCACUCAGUAAUGAAAGUGCAGCACCAGUGACGUUUGCUACUCCAUCAACACCUAAAAUCAAUGGAUGCGUAAACGGUAAUGUGGUAUAUGCUCAAGUUCCAGCACAGUCGCUCACCUCAGCUGCUCCAGGAACGGUUAUACUAGCGCAAGCAGUUAAUGUACGGACACCGCAGCAUCUGUCUCAACGAAAUCAGCAAGCAUCACAAUCAGUGCAGCAAAAUAAUUCACAAUCAAAUUUAUCGGCUACUAUGCAUCAAAUGUUAGAAUUAUAUUAUACAUCCCUUUGUGAACCUGCUUUUCCUGAACCAGGCGAGAAGAGCACUCUGGCAUCACCACAGCAUUACCUAGAUCAGUAUCACAUGUUGCACCAUCAAGCUGUAACUAAACAGCAACAGCAUGGCAGCCAGUCGUUACCACAUUUUCCAUUCAUGAAAGAACUUGCAUCAUUGGAAGCAUAUCUGUUAGAAUAA